GAAUGGCUGAUGCGGAGGACAUUCAACCCCUUGUCUGUGACAAUGGAACGGGGAUGGUGAAGGCUGGAUUUGCUGGAGACGAUGCCCCCCGAGCUGUUUUUCCAAGUAUUGUUGGUCGGCCCCGCUACACUGGUGUCAUGGUUGGGAUGGGACAGAAAGAUGCAUAUGUUGGUGAUGAGUUCCAAUCCAAGAGAGGUAUACUGACUUUGAAAUACCCCAUUGAGCAUGGAAUUGUCAGUAAUUGGGAUGAUAUGGAGAAGAUCUGGCAUCAUACGUUCUACAAUGAGCUCCGUGUAGCACCUGAAGAACAUGCAGUUCUUCUCACAGAAGCCCCUCUGAACCUGAAGGCCAACAGGGAAAAGAUGACGCAAAUAAUGUUUGAGGCGUUUAAUGUCCCUGCCAUGUAUGUUGCCAUUCAAGCUGUCCUUUCCCUUUGUGCCAGUAGACGUACAACAGUUUGCCCUGAGGUGCUCUUCCAGCCUGCUCUCAUUGGUAUGGAAACCCCUGGUAUCCAUGAGACUACCUACGAUUCUAUCAUGAAGUGUGACGUAGAUAUCAGGAAGGACUUGUAUGGGAACAUUGUGCUUAGUGGAGGGUCCACUAUGUUCCCGGGCAUUGCUGACCGUAUGAGAGUCAUUCCAUCUUCCUUAUGCCGUCUACCCUCUCUUAUUGUCGUUGGUGUAGCACUAAACCAGUUAUCAAGCACGAUUCCACCCUGUCUAUACAAUCUCUCAAGUAUCAAGUUUUUGAGUGUGGGAUAUAAUAGUCUCAGAGGGACUGUCCCAUCUGACAUAGGCAGCACUCUUCCCCACCUCAGUUGGCUCGACAUGGCCUUCAAUCAGUUCACCGGACUUAUCCCUUCUUCAUUAUCUAAUGCUUCUGGGCUGUAUCUUAUUCAGCUCCAAAUGAACAAUCUCCAUGGAAAAAUCCCUUGUACCCUUGGAAACUUACAGAACCUGUCAGUCUUGUCCCUUGACGGGAACCAACUAGCAGCCAAGGAGGCCAACGAUUGGAGCUUCCUCACUGCUCUAACCAACUGCAGCAAAUUGAGAGCCCUACUUAUCGACAACAAUAAUCUUGCUGGUGUCUUACCCAAUUCAAUAUCCAACCUCUCCACAGAAAUCCAGGUCCUUGCUUUUUCCAAUAACCAGAUAUCUGGAAGCCUUCCUUCAAAUAUAGGGAACCUGAAAAGCCUGACGGUACUUGGCAUGGAAUCAAACCUUCUCACAGGUAAUAUUCCUGCCUCUCUUGGAAAUCUUAAUGCACUGCAUGUACUGAAUAUGUUUCACAACAAUUUCCUCGGCCAAAUUCCACCUUCACUCGGAAACAUUAGUCAAUUGAAUUGGCUCGAUCUGCACGGUAACAAAUUGAGUGGAAGCAUUCCAACCCAACUUGGAAACUGCAAGAACUUGCAGUCACUCGCUCUCUUUGACAAUCAGCUUACAGGCACCAUACCCAUAGAGAUUCUUAGCCUGUCUUCUCUAUCCAUAGGCCUAUGGUUAUCACACAAUGCAUUACAUGGGUUCCUACCUUCCGAAAUUGGCAACCUUAUAAAUGUCAAUAACCUCGAUAUUUCUGAGAAUAGAUUGUACGGUGCAAUCCCUGAUAGCAUUGGCAAAUGCGUGGUCCUUGUAUACCUUGAUAUGAGUGGUAACUUUUUUGAAGGGUUCAUCCCGACAUCAUUGGGCAAUCUAAAAGGCCUUCAAUUUCUGGACCUCUCAAGCAACAAGCUAUCGGGGAAUAUACCAGGAUAUCUCCAAAUAUUUCACUCGCUCCAGUUUCUGAAUCUCUCUUUCAAUAGCUUUGAAGGCGAGGUUCCGCUAGACGGGGUCUUUGCAAAUAUGAGUGCAUUUUCACUUAUUGGAAAUCGAAGGAUCUGCAGUGGCAUCCCUGAACUGCAUCUACCACCCUGUUCCUCUGCCCAACCGCACGGGAAAAAACAGAGAGCUGCUAUCUCCGUAGUGAUCAUCACGGUUGCCAGUGGACUUCUAGGUUUGACUCUGAUUCUCUUCUUCAUUUUACUUUACUGGAACGAAAAAUCAAGAAAGAGACAUCCAUCCAUGGCUACCAUGAGAACAGAACUUAUUAGAGUCUCUUAUGCCGAAUUGGUCAAAGCAACUGAUGGGUUUUCUUCAGCAAAUCUGAUUGGUGUUGGGAGUUUUGGUUCCGUAUAUAAAGGGGUCAUGGAGUGGGUUGAUGAAAAGAUGGUUGCUAUAAAGAUACAGAACCUUCAGCAGCAGGGGUCUUCAAGGAGUUUCAUAGCUGAAUGUGAGGGGUAA
Messenger RNA from Elaeis guineensis (African oil palm), 2279 nucleotides. The record is from RefSeq and is a predicted model, not a curated record. NCBI's taxonomy places the organism in Eukaryota, Viridiplantae, Streptophyta, Magnoliopsida, Arecales, Arecaceae.